Messenger RNA from Zeugodacus cucurbitae (melon fly), 909 nucleotides. RefSeq lists its product as uncharacterized. The record is from RefSeq and is a predicted model, not a curated record. Lineage: Eukaryota; Metazoa; Arthropoda; Insecta; Diptera; Tephritidae. The transcript has 3 exons. The coding region runs from base 304 to 909 and encodes 201 amino acids.
GGGUAAUCAUAAUCCGGUGCAAAUGGUCUUGCAAAUGCAAAUUUCGGUGCAAGUGCAAAAUAUUUUUGCACCAUAUUCUUAAACAGAAACAAAUUACAUGUGUUUUGCAAAUGCAACACUGUUACGCAAAUGCUACACUCAAACCCUAUUGUAUAUGUGCAAAUUAGUAUUGUAUUUCAAACAGCUGAUUUCUUUUGCAUACAUAUUUGUUUCGGUUUUUGGCGCAUCAGGUAAAAUUUUUGGUAAGAAAAGAAAUUUGAAAGAAUUAACAAUUUAAAACUUAAUAAAACUAUUUACAGCAAUAUGAGCGAUAAGAAAGUGAAAAGGGAGCGACCGAACAAAAAAUGGACAAAUGAAGAAAUCAACAAGCUUCUGGAUUUCUUGGAGGAAGCAGAUGAAAUUGAGGCUCCAACAGCACAAUUUUUUUACAAAAAAUGCAUUGUGGUUAAGGGAAUCGAAGCCACGUGGGACUUGCUGCGGUGGAAGGUACGCCACCUAAAGAGUACUUUUAAAAAAGCGAAUGAUUAUCGCACCUCAACUGGCGCUGGGGUUGAUGAAAUGGAUGUGGGCGUUGGCAGUUUUGAAGAAAAAAUUGUGAAAAUGUGCCCCUAUUACAAUCGCCUAAACAAAAUUUUUGGAGCUAAAUCGCAUGCGCAAAAUAACUUCUGCGCUGUCGACACGGGCAAUGACUUGCUGCUUAUCGCGCCACAGCCGUCAACAAUUUCCCCACCAGUACAUUCACCGCCAAUAGUCUUUCCACCAGCAAUUUCACCGCCAAUAAUAGUCUUUCCACCAGCAAUUUCAUCGGCAAUAGCCUCGCCACCAGCAUUUAAAAAAACAGUCGCUCACGAUCUAUUGGAAAAUGCUACAUUUACACUUUUGCAUAUGCAACGAUGCAUCGGAUUCUGA